This is a messenger RNA of Miscanthus lutarioriparius, 1278 nucleotides long. NCBI's taxonomy places the organism in Eukaryota, Viridiplantae, Streptophyta, Magnoliopsida, Poales, Poaceae. The record is from the annotation of a GenBank genome assembly.
AUGCAGCACUUUGCCAUGUUUGGUGUCGUGCAUGAAUGCUCCUGCAUGCUACUAUUAAACAGGUGGGCGAUCUCUCGUCUAUACUACAUGAUGGGAGAGAACAGAAAGAUCACCCGGUCAAGGCUAGUGACAAGCAAUCUGCUGCACCACCAGCACCUGCAUGGCCAUGGAUCUGUCUCUGAGGUUUCGAGCUUAGUGGAUGAAACCUUGGGGAAGAGGCCCUUGAAUGGGCAGAAGGAUACACUUGUAUACAGUGUGUUUGCUAGUACCUGGAAUGUCGGUGGCAUCACACCAUCUGAUGACUUGGACUUGGAGGAUUGGUUGGAUACAAGAGCUAAUGCCUAUGACAUCUAUGUUCUAGGGUUCCAGGAGAUAGUACCACUCAAUGCGAGAAAUGUGCUUGGUCCUAGGAACAGCUGUGUAUCUGCAAAGUGGAACUCGCUAAUCGGGAAGGCACUCAACAAAAAGUAUAGAGAAGAAGGGGCAAAGUUGAACCAAGAGUCUACAAAUAGCAGUGCAAAGGAAGGCUCUAUGGAGGGAGAAGGCUUCAGAUGCAUCAGGAGCAAGCAGAUGGUUGGCAUCUUUACAUCAGUAUGGGUGCGAAGCAACCUUAGGCCACUCAUUCAUCAUCUGGAUGUAUCAUGCAUUGGUUCGGGUAUCAUGGGCUGCCUAGGGAACAAGGGUUCUGUUUCGAUCCGAUUUGUGUUGCAUGAGACGAGCUUUUGCGUCGUUUGUUGUCACCUGGCUUCAGGUGGCAAACAAGGGGACGUGCUGCUGAGGAAUUUGGAUGUCGCGGACAUACUUACAAGAACAUGGUUCCCUGGUCUUGCAACUCAGGAAUUGCCAGAGAAGAUCCUUGAUCAUGAUCAAGUAGUUUUGCUCGGUGACUUGAACUAUAGGAUAUCCUUGGAAGAGGCCGAGACGAGGUCACUGGUGAGAGCCAAGAACUGGGCCAUCUUAUUGGAAAACGAUCAGCUAUUGUUCGAGUUCUCGAGGGGGCGGCAUUUUGAGGGCUGGCAGGAAGGCUUGAUCACGUUCUCCCCCACCUACAAGUACCAACCCAAUUCCGAUCAGUAUCAGUACUACUGGUGCUUUGACAGUGCGCGGAGCGAGAAGAAGCGUGCUCCGGCAUGGUGCGAUCGUAUUCUGUGGCGAGGUAAGGGACUGAAGCAAGUCCAAUACGAGACGUGCAGCUACAGGCUAUCGGACCACCGGCCGGUGAGAGCAGUUUUCCACGCUGAAUGCGAUGUAUUAUCAGAGGGGAUGGUGCAGAAGUAA